AUGUCGCGAAAAGAAGACGACGAGGUGGAGGCACUCACGGCGUUCAUGCCUUGGCUGAAGCGGGAGGAAGCCUUAGAGCUGUUAAAAAACUACGGUGGGGACGCGGAGAGUGUCAUGCGUGUCCUCGAAGAGACGGCCGCCAGCCACUGGGCGUCGGUUGAGGGGCAGCGAACAGGGGCGGACGACGCGGCUGGCAAGAAGGUGGAAAAACAUUUUGUUGGUGGCGGCCCGUCCUCCGGGCAGGUGGUACUUGGCGGUGAUGGCGCGGUAGAGAACGUCAUCGAGUCGCUGUUUAACAAGGUCCGUCAGGGGAAGGGCGACGAGGAAGUUGAGGAGGCUCAGUUCUUCUUUGGCCGUGGACGACGUCUUGGGCACACAGCAUCAGCAAGCCCAUUUAUUGAGCCCACGCUGCGGCAGCGACGCGACAUUGUGGUCACGGUGUACCGUGACUGCUAUCGCGUUGACGAUGGGCCGCGAAUGCAGAAGGCAAGCUCCGAAGGCAUGGCCUUCUUUCAGGCGCUGGAAGCGGGCGUAGUGCCGGAAAGCAUUGCGGCAAUAUACCCCAACACAAACAUCUCCGUGCGACUGGUUGACUGCACCCAACACGACGCCCCGUCGUCCUUCUCGGCCUUUGCCGGGGAGGGUCGCAGGCUGGAUGCCAAGGAGGCAACAGCCGUGGCAGCCCCACCCUCCGUGGCGCAGACUGGGGGCUGUGCCACCCCUGUUGCGAUGAGCGACAGCUUUGAGCUUCACGAGGACGAGGAAACGACAAAGCUGGCAAUUGUGAAUCUCCUCGGGGAACGCAAGGAGUUCAGGGUCAACCCUCAGCGACACACCGUCAGGGAUGUUUUCUUUUUGGCGGCGCGGCACGCCCAGCCGGACGCGUUGUCGUUUCAGCUCAUUGCCCGUGACGUUCCCCCGCGCCCCUUGGCGGAUGGAUCUCUCACGAUUGACGCCGCCAAGCUGCGGAAUGCCACUGUGAUGAUGCGCCGACUCUGA
Messenger RNA from Trypanosoma conorhini, 999 nucleotides. RefSeq names its product UBX domain-containing protein 1. NCBI's taxonomy places the organism in Eukaryota, Euglenozoa, Kinetoplastea, Trypanosomatida, Trypanosomatidae. Gene Ontology annotation, cellular component: nucleus; cytosol. The transcript has a single exon. Gene Ontology annotation, molecular function: ubiquitin binding. The record is from RefSeq and is a predicted model, not a curated record. The coding region runs from base 1 to 999 and encodes 332 amino acids. Gene Ontology annotation, biological process: nuclear membrane reassembly; membrane fusion; proteasome-mediated ubiquitin-dependent protein catabolic process.